CUAAAUGAAUUUGAAUGAUAUAAAACGCUAGUUGAGCAGCACAAAAAGCUCAGUAUCAGUCAGAGUGUCUUCACAAAUCACAAUUCACAGCAGAAUACCGCAAGUGAGAAAAGAUUAGAAAUGUUGACGCAAAGAUUAUUCGUUGUAAUGAUAGGCUUGCUUGUAACGGAGUUAGCGGCAGUGCAUCCUCUAUGGUCAUUUAGUCCUUUGUUUGUCUCGGCGGAAGAUGAGGGAUUUGUAAGGAACAUUGAGUAUACAGACCAUUUGCGUUCUUCAGAGGAAGUGACAACUAAAACGGGUGACAAUUUAUGCGCUACGAUUAGUUUGACUAACACACCACCAAAAAUUUUGGAAAAGGCUUAUAGAAUAUUCGCUGAAAUUUUGGUACGCGACUCAAGGACAGUCAGUUCAACCAAAUUGAAAGAAGUAAAAGCGAUGUAUACGGACAAAGAAACGAGCAUCGGCUAUUUCUUCCUUAUGCGAAGAAAUUUGGGUAAAGUCAAUAUCACGUGGGAAGGCAAAGCAAUGUACAAUGCUAUAAAAGAAAUAGCUGCCAAUACCUCAAAUUCCAAUAAGAUCGAAAACGAACCGGCUUGGUUGGAUCAAAUGAUAGUAGGCGUUGUCUGUGGUGUGCUAAGAGCCCAAGAGCAGGAUGAUGCAGAUAAUUUGGUUGAUCAAAUCACAUUCGAAAAAGAAAUUAGCGAGCAUUUCGAUGUGUUUACGCGAUUUUGGCUGGAUUACCCGAAAUCUAACAGAGCACAGUAUCAAAGUUAUACCACCAAUACACCAAUAAGGCAAAAGAAACAAGCAACUGGAGAGGUUUCAUGUGUAAUUCCAGCAUUUGAGCUUGCCGUAACAUCAGCCAAUACAGCCUACCGCGCAUUUGCUGCGAUUCUCGUACGUGAUUCGGCAACAGUCGUUGAAAGCAAAUUGAAAGCGAAUCCCGUGAAUAGAAAAGAAAAAUUCGAUUUGUCUGCAAUGUUGAGAAAUAUUGAAAGCUACGAGAUUUCUAAUGGAACUAUGCAAGGAAGACUUAUGCACCAGAAGCUGCAAAGAAUCAAUCAAGAAAUGGUUGAAGAAAUGGAUGAAGAAGGCUCAACCUGGCUAAGGGAUAUUGUCGAUAGGAUUUUUUGUCUUGCACAAAAAGUGCAUACGGAGAGUGAUUUCAAGUUGUUAGUUGGCAAUACCACAAUGACAGACGCAAUUAAAGAACACUUUGAUGUCUUUAAACAAUUUUGGUUAAACUAGACAUGAUUUCCAAGCAGCUGAAUUAUGACGUGGUUAUGCUGUUUUAGUCAAAAAUUAGUAAUUUAUUUAUUUUUUGUGCAAACUUAUUAAUACAUAUUAAAUUUAGAGCAAGCAAUUAAUUUUUGUAUAUGUAACUAUUUAUUUAUUUCAUCAAUAAACUAUGAUUUUAUCAGAAA
This is a messenger RNA of Bactrocera dorsalis (oriental fruit fly), 1424 nucleotides long. RefSeq lists its product as uncharacterized. The transcript is spliced from 2 exons. The record is from RefSeq and is a predicted model, not a curated record. NCBI's taxonomy places the organism in Eukaryota, Metazoa, Arthropoda, Insecta, Diptera, Tephritidae. Bases 121 to 1248 code for a protein of 375 amino acids.